Messenger RNA from Neurospora tetraspora, 330 nucleotides. RefSeq lists its product as uncharacterized. The transcript has a single exon. NCBI's taxonomy places the organism in Eukaryota, Fungi, Ascomycota, Sordariomycetes, Sordariales, Sordariaceae. The coding region runs from base 1 to 330 and encodes 109 amino acids. The record is from RefSeq and is a predicted model, not a curated record.
AUGAAGGGUUUGGGGUCCGUACAGGUACGUACCUGGUUGUGGGCCUUUCUCGCUCUGCCCGCCAACCGAAUUCGCCGGACUGCCCACUUGCUGGCCCGUGCUGAUUGGGUCACAGGAUCGGUACCUGAACGGAUGGCCGGGGUUUCCCUCGUUUCUAUUUGCAGUCAAGGUACGGGGUACGUACCUCUCCCUCAGUGGGGCACCCCUUCUCCUUCCCCAGAAAAGCGGCUAUUCGAGGUUUUCCAGUUGGCCUUGACCACUUCUAGCUUUCUUUCUCUCCGUCGUAUCGUCAAUGUCGCCAUCCAAUUUAUGGCUGAGCAAAACCUUUGA